Messenger RNA from Carica papaya (papaya), 2678 nucleotides. Its product is annotated as G-type lectin S-receptor-like serine/threonine-protein kinase SD1-13. NCBI's taxonomy places the organism in Eukaryota, Viridiplantae, Streptophyta, Magnoliopsida, Brassicales, Caricaceae. Gene Ontology annotation, cellular component: plasma membrane. Gene Ontology annotation, biological process: protein phosphorylation; recognition of pollen. The record is from RefSeq and is a predicted model, not a curated record. Gene Ontology annotation, molecular function: ATP binding; protein serine/threonine kinase activity.
UCCCUUACCAGAGACCAAGCAAUUAACUGAUCAUGAAUGCCAGAAGCAGCUUGAUUUCAUUCCUUCUAUCCGGCUUGUUAGAUUGUGUUCUUAUAAAAUUCUGUGUUGCUUUUGACACCAUUACACCAAUUCAAUUCAUCAGUGACACUGAAUCUAUAAUCUCCAGUCAAGGAUCUUUCAGACUUGGAUUCUUCAGUCCUGAUAAUUCGACCUGUCGGUAUGCGGGAAUAUGGUAUAACGAUCUUCCUGGAAGGACUGUCAUCUGGGUAGCUAACCGAAAUAAGCCUCUUCAAGAUUCCUCCGGGAGUAUGAAGAUAUCAGAAGAUGGAAAUCUUGUCAUUCUGAAUGGGAAGAAUGAGAUUCUUUGGUCAUCAAAUAUUUCCAAUCCGGUGAAGAAUUCUAGUGCUCAGCUUUUGGAUACUGGAAACCUUGUCCUCAAAGAUGAUUCAAGUGGAAUUACCUUGUGGGAGAGCUUCCAGCAUCCAUCGAACACAGCCACAUCAAUGAUGAAGCUUAGUACUAAUCCGAGAACCGGGGAGAAAAUGAAGAUUGCAUCAUGGAAAAGUCAUUCUGAUCCAUCUGAUGGAAUGUUUUCUGCUGGGAUAAAUGUUGUUAGUGCUCCUGAGUUUUUCGUUUGGAAUGGGUCUCGCCCAUUUUGGCGAAGUGGUCCAUGGAAUGGCCAGAUAUUUACCGGGGUACCUGAAAUGAGUUCUAGUUACGGAAAUGGGUUUAAACUGGUGGAUGAAGAAGGGACUUUUUACUUAUCAUAUACUUUUUCGAAUACGUCUUUGGUAACUAACUUUGUGUUGAGCUCAGAGGGAAAUUUGGUACAAACAUUUUGGGAAGAGGGGAAAAAUAACUGGGAGCAGGUCUGGAUGGCUCCAAGGACUGAAUGUGAACUUUAUGGAAAGUGUGGAGAAUUUGGAUACUGUGACAAAGAAAGAAUCUGCAGCUGCUUGAAAGGGUUUGAACCGAAGAAUCCAGAGGAGUGGAAGAGAGGAAACUGGACAGGUGGUUGUGUUAGGAAGAAAAGCUUGCAGUGCAAUAGGAACAAUGGUGGGAAAGCAAGCCAAGAAGAUGGGUUUGAGAAGCUGGAAAAUGUUAAAGUUCCAGACUUUGUACAAUGGUCUUUCAGGCUCGAGGAUGAGUGUAAAGACCAUUGUUUGAGUAAUUGUUCCUGUGUAGCUUAUGCAUAUGAUAGUGGCAUCGGGUGUAUGUUAUGGACAGGAGCCUUAAUUGAUAUACAGAUUCUCUUAUCAGAUGGCAUAGACCUUCACAUUCGUCUCCACCAUUCAGAACUAGACAAAAAGGAGGAUUAUGGAGCUCUUAUCAUUACUGCAGCCAUAUUGGGAACAGUAGCCAUUUCCAUCUGCACAUUUUUCUUAUGGAGAUGGAUGGUUAAACAUAGAGGGGGAAGAUCAAAACUUUUGAGUAUUGAUUCGCUCGGGUAUAAUAAGAAUCAAAUCAGAGUUCAGGAGCUGCCAUUGUUCAAUUUUGAGAUACUAGCAGCAGCAACAAACUACUUUAGUCCAUCCAACAAGCUUGGGCAGGGUGGUUUUGGUCCAGUAUACAAGGGAAAGCUGCAAGAUGGGCAAGAAGUAGCAGUGAAGAGACUUUCGAGUAAUUCUGGACAAGGACUCGAAGUUAUGAACGAAGUUGUAGUGAUUUCUAAACUUCAACAUCGAAAUCUUGUUAGACUUUUUGGCUGCUGUGUUGAAGGCGAAAAAGAUUUAGUCUACGAGUACAUGCCAAACCGAAGUUUGGAUGCAAUUCUCUUUGAUCCAACUGAGAGAAAAGGUUUAAAUUGGAGAAAGCGCCUUAAUAUUAUCGAAGGAAUUGGUCGAGGUCUCCUUUACCUACACAGAGACUCAAGAUUACGAAUUAUUCAUCGAGAUUUAAAGGCAAGUAACAUCUUGUUGGAUGAGGAACUAAACCCAAAAAUUUCAGACUUCGGAAUGGCAAGGAUUUUUGGAGGCAAAGAAGAUCAAGCUAAUACAAGAAGAGUUGUUGGAACAUAUGGUUAUAUGUCACCCGAAUAUGCAAUGGAAGGUCAGUUCUCCGAGAAAUCAGAUGUAUUUAGCUUUGGAGUUUUACUGUUAGAGAUUAUAAGUGGAAGGAGAAACUCAAGUUUCUAUAGUGAUAAACAGUUUCUUAAUCUUCUGAGUUAUGCAUGGAAAUUGUGGAAAGAGGAAAACAUUGUAGAAUUCAUCGAUGCAGUCAUGUUCGAACCAAGGUUUAAGGAAGAAAUGCUGAGAUGCGUACAUGUGGGAUUGUUGUGUGUGCAAGAAUUUGCGAAAGAUCGGCCAAGUGUAUCGACUGUUAUCUCGAUGCUCAAGAGCGAGAUUGUUGAUCUUCCUAAUCCGAAACAGCCAGCAUUCACUGAAAGGCAAAUCUUGAAUAACACAAACUCUUCUCCUAUGAAUUCUACUAACAAAAUUACUAUUACAGUUCUUGAAGGCAGAUAAUGAUUGUACUAUUUAAAGCACAUACAUUUUUAUGAAUAUGUUUUCUAGGUUUUAUGCUACACUAACUAAAACUAAUUGGCUAUGAUAUGCUUUGAAUUAUAAUUUUUUGUAUGGUAUAAACUAAGCUAACUGAUAUUCUUGUAUGGAUGGUCCGAGUUUGCUUCGGAGAUUGUUCAAUAAAAUGCCAGAGAGACAGAGACCUUAAGUCUGGAA